Microtus ochrogaster (prairie vole) is the source of this 1031-nucleotide messenger RNA. RefSeq names its product intraflagellar transport 27 (gene Ift27). Lineage: Eukaryota; Metazoa; Chordata; Mammalia; Rodentia; Cricetidae. Gene Ontology annotation, molecular function: GTP binding; GTPase activity. The record is from RefSeq and is a predicted model, not a curated record. Gene Ontology annotation, biological process: intraciliary transport.
GCGUUUAACAGCAACCAAUCGGAGGGAGGAGGCGGAUUGGUGAUGGUUGCCUGGAGCCUGUUUGGCGCGACUCUUGGGACCAGUGGGACUAGUCGUUUGUGUCCCAACUCUACGGCAGGGGCCUGGACUUGAAGGCUGGGCUAGGAGCGGGUUCCGCUCCACCCCGCCCCGCCAGCACCUCUGCAGGCUGCCUGGGACCUUGAGGCCCAAUGUCCACCCAACCCUAGCGCCCGUGCCUCCAACCAUCGCGGUCUCAGGCCCUGGGAUCAGCUGCCCCCAAUACAAACCAUCUUUCACCCCAACUCCAUCCUUUGCUAGUGCCUGGUUACCAUGGUGAAGCUAGCAGCCAAAUGCAUCCUGGCAGGAGAUCCAGCUGUAGGCAAGACAGCCCUGGUGCAGAUGUUCCGCAGCGACGGGACCCAUUUCCAGAAGAACUACACUCUGACAACAGGUGUGGAUUUGGUGGUGAAGACAGUGCCAGUUCUUGACACAAAUGACAGUGUGGAACUCUUCAUUUUUGACUCUGCCGGCAAGGAGCUGUUCUCUGAAAUGCUGGAUAAAUUGUGGGAAAACCCCAACGUCCUGUGUCUCGUCUACGAUGUGACCAAUGAGCAGUCCUUCAACAGCUGCACCAAGUGGCUGGAGAAGGUGCGGGCCCAGACUCCGGGUACCUUCCUCCCAGGUGUUUUAGUGGGGACUAAGACAGACCUGGCUGGCCGACGAACAGUGGAUACUGCGCAGGCCCAGGCGUGGGCACUGGGUCAAGGCCUGGAAUUCUUUGAAACAUCUGUGAAGGAGAUGGACAAUUAUGAAGCCCCAUUCCACUGUCUGGCCAAGCAGUUCCACCAGCUGUACCGGGAGAAGGUAGACAUGUUCCAUACCCUGGUGUGAGGAUAGAGUGGACUGUCCCACAGGAAUGGCUGGGCUGGGCUGCUGUGAGCCCAGCAAACCUUCAUCUCUCCAGAACACAGAAGAUGGACUUGCCUGGUACUUCUCAAAUAUCCACCACAGCUUUCAAUAAAAUGAGGAAA